Helianthus annuus (common sunflower) is the source of this 2325-nucleotide messenger RNA. RefSeq lists its product as uncharacterized. Gene Ontology annotation, biological process: telomere maintenance; DNA repair. The record is from RefSeq and is a predicted model, not a curated record. The transcript is spliced from 4 exons. Gene Ontology annotation, molecular function: DNA helicase activity. The coding region runs from base 1 to 2325 and encodes 774 amino acids. Lineage: Eukaryota; Viridiplantae; Streptophyta; Magnoliopsida; Asterales; Asteraceae.
AUGGAGAAUGAUUACAAACUUCCAACUGUAGACCAUGUUGAUCAGUUUAUUUCUGCAGAAAUCCCUGAUUUAAACCAAGACCCGGAACUAUAUACGCUUGUGAAAGACCAUAUGAUUCACGGUCCAUGUGGUCCUGAUAGAGCAACAGUUGCUGUGGUUCCGAGCAAUAAUGAAAACGAGCAAGCAGAAAAUGAUGAAAUUAAAGAGUAUUAUGACUGUAGGUAUAUAUCUGCGUGUGAAGCCUCUUGGAGGAUUUUUUCUAAUGAAGUUAAUUAUAGGAGUCCUUCUGUUAUGCGUCUUCCUUUCCAUCUUCCUGGACAACAAACAGUUUGUUUCGGUCCUGAUGAAGAUAUUAAUCAAGUGCUAAACAAACCAUCUGUUAACUCAUCAAUGUUUUUAGCUUGGAUGCAACGUAAUCAAGAUCCUAACGACCAUGUUGCACAGAUGUUUGCUAUGCGCUUGGUUUGUUUGGAUGACGACUCGGAGUACAUUGAGGCCAUCAAAGAAGCAAAUAUAUCAGGUAGUGCAGGUUAUAUUCGAAAUUUAUUCGCCACCAUGUUACUGUCAAGCACAUUAUCUAGACCUGAAGUUGUCUGGGAAAGCACAUGGAAGUAUAUGACAGAUGAUUUUCUGUACAGAUUCUCAAAGUAUCAUCGUGUUUCAGGUUUAUCAAUUCCUGAUGAGCAACUAAAGAACUAUGUUUUAUGCGAAAUCGAGAAGUUUUUAACUCGGAAUAAUUCAUCGCUUCGGAGAUUUUUAUCAAUGCCUUACCCGGAUACUUCAUCUUUAGAUAACUUUCGCUGCCGAUUGAUUAACGAAGAGCUUGCUUAUGACAGAUCAGAGUUACAAAAUGUUUAUCAAGGUCAGGUGAAUUUGUUAACGGAUGAACAACGUGCAGUAUAUGAAGAAAUUAUGAACGCAGUUCAUGGAGACAAUGGAGAAGUAUUUUUUGUUUACGGUUAUGGCGGGACCGGUAAAACAUUUUUAUGGAAAACAUUGUCUGCUGCAAUUAGGUCAAAAGGUGAGAUUGUAUUAAACGUUGCAUCUAGCGGAAUUGCAUCAUUGCUGUUGGAGGGAGGAAGAACGGCUCAUUCUAGGUUUCAUAUACCUUUGAAUCUUAAUGAGGAUUCCGUUUGUCAUAUAAAACCAGACGACGAUGUAGCUAAAUUACUACAGCAGACCAAACUCAUUAUAUGGGAUGAAGCUCCUAUGGUUCAUAAACAUGCAUUUGAGGCUUUGGAUAGAACUAUGCAUGACAUUUUCAAUAUAUCUAAUCCAUCCAGGUCUGAUGUUUUAUUUGGAGGAAAGGUAAUUGUAUUUGGUGGUGAUUUUAGGCAAAUACUACCUGUUGUUCCAAACGGUGGACGUCAAGAAAUUGUGAAUGCCUCAUUAUGUUCUUCUUAUUUGUGGAGUAAGUGUAAGUUGUUGACGUUAUCUAGAAACAUGAGGUUAACUGUUGGAAGACCAUCAUCUGAAGUUGAAGAAAUCAGUAAUUUUGCAAAAUGGUUGUUGGAUGUUGGUGAGGGAAAUGUUGGUGGUUCCAAUGAUGGAGAAGCAAUAAUUGAAAUACCACCUGAGCUUUUAAUUGAUAGCAUAUCUGAUCCAAUUUCUAGCCUGAUUGAUUUUGUUUAUCCGUCAAUUUUGGAGAAUUACAAUGAUCGUAAUUACUUUAGUACAAGAGCUAUACUUGCGCCUAAGAAUGAGGUUGUUCACGAGAUUAACGACAGAUUGUUGGCAGUAUUCCCUGGUGAAGAAAAAGAGUAUCUUAGUUCUGACAGUCUAUGCCCUACUGAAGAUGGCAAUGUUGAUCAGCAAAAAAUAUACUCCCCCGACGUGCUCAAUGGUCUCAAAGUGUCUGGUUUACCAAAUCAUAGGUUAGUGCUUAAAGUUGGUGUUCCAGUAAUGUUGUUGCGAAAUAUUGACCAACGAAAUGGUUUGUGUAACGGUACAAGGUUAAAGGUCACAAAACUUUACAGUUGUGUUAUUGAAGCUGAGAUAAUUUCUGGUGGUAAUAUUGGUUCUCGGACAUUCAUACCUAGAAUGAAUUUGGUACCUUCGGACCGAAAGAUUCCUUUUGCAUUCCAAAGGAGGCAAUUUCCAAUAACUGUAUGUUUUGCAAUGACGAUUAACAAAAGCCAGGGACAGUCGCUAUCUAAGGUUGGGUUGUACCUAAGACAACCAGUUUUCACACAUGGUCAAUUGUACGUAGCUUUAUCCAGGGUUACAAGACGAGAUGGAAUCAAGUUACUAAUACUUGACAAUGAUGGCAGGCCUACAAAUAAAACAACCAAUGUUGUAUAUAAAGAGAUAUUCAAUGGAUUGUGA